This is a messenger RNA of Triticum aestivum (bread wheat), 644 nucleotides long. Its product is annotated as cysteine proteinase inhibitor 8-like. Gene Ontology annotation, molecular function: cysteine-type endopeptidase inhibitor activity. The record is from RefSeq and is a predicted model, not a curated record. The transcript has a single exon. NCBI's taxonomy places the organism in Eukaryota, Viridiplantae, Streptophyta, Magnoliopsida, Poales, Poaceae. The coding region runs from base 88 to 471 and encodes 127 amino acids.
CAACCGAGACCCCUCCCAGCACGCAGUCACACACCAUUCCCUAUCCCCACCGAUAUCUCCAUCCAAGGCCCCCCGAUUCGACGGACCAUGGCGGCGAGACCCCUGCUUCUGCUCGCCCUCCUCCUCGCCACCACGGCCCUCGCGGUCGCAGCCACCGGCCGCGGCGGCGCGGAGGCCGUCGGGAUGCCAGGCGGGUGGUUCCCCAUCCCGGACGUGGAGGACGCGCGCAUCCAGGAGCUCGGCGGGUGGGCAGUGGCGCGGCACGCGGGCCUGGUGGCGGGCGACCGCGGGCUGAGGUUCGGCCGGGUGACGCGCGGCGAGCAGCAGGUCGUCUCCGGGAUGAACUACCGCCUCCUCGUCGACGUGGCGGACGGCUCCGGCAGGGCCGCGCCCUACAUCGUUGUGGUGUACGAGCAGUCCUGGACCAACACCCGCCGGCUCACCUCCUUCAGCCCGGCGGCCUGCGGCUAGCUACCUCCCUCUUUGUAAUAGUAGUCCUGAACUGCUGCUGAUAAUAAAUUAGCGCUUUUACUUGCCUGAUCGUGUGCAGUUCGUCAUGCAUGGCUGUCAAGUACUCCAGAAUUGUGAGCGAUCUAAGAUCCAUUGUGUAAUGGAGGAGCUACUAUGUGCCAAGUUUCACACAA